Molecule: messenger RNA, 2270 nt
Organism: Cyclopterus lumpus (lumpfish)
Lineage: Eukaryota; Metazoa; Chordata; Actinopteri; Perciformes; Cyclopteridae
Product: cytosolic sulfotransferase 3-like
Exons: 8
Coding region: 231-1235 (334 amino acids)
Biological process (GO): sulfation
Cellular component (GO): cytoplasm
Molecular function (GO): sulfotransferase activity
Source: RefSeq, a predicted model, not a curated record
GAACCGCAACGCGCUGGGUUCGUGGCGCGGGUUCUCCAGGCCGGCGGAUCCCGACCUGGGGAACAGGAACCAGCCACAGCGGGGAAACCGGAAAGAGAAGGGGCGGGCGCUCCACAUCUGGGACUGAGGAUCCAAUUACAAAGGUUGAAGUAUUUUGCAACAAGAAGAGAAAGGGAAAGGGAACAGUUUGCUCUCCUGGUAUUGAACUAACAGCAGAAGAAGAUAACAGUAUGCCGCGAGAGGGAGCAGCAGCAGACAGCAUGUCUUUUCAUCAGGACAAGCUACCGUCUCGACCAGAAAUAUUUGAUUUCCACGGCGUCUCAAUGACCCACUACUUCACAGACAACUGGGAGAACAUUCAAAACUUUCAGGCCAGGCCGGAUGAUAUACUCAUUGCGACAUACCCCAAAGCAGGAACAACCUGGGUCUCCUACAUCCUUGACCUGCUGUAUUUCGGUCAGACAGAGCGCCAGGAGGUCGUCCCAAUAUAUGACAGAGUGCCUUUCUUGGAGAUCAUCAUCUCAUCUUAUUCAGGAAAAGACCUGGUGGACAACCUCCCCACCUCCCCUCGACUCAUUAAAACUCACUUUCCGGUCCAGUUUGUGCCAAAGUCCUUUUGGGAGCAGAACUGCAGGAUAAUCUACGUGGCCCGCAACGCCAAAGACAACGCGGUGUCUUAUUUCCACUUUGAUCGCAUGAACAACAUUCAGCCGGAGCCCGGAGACUGGACCGACUACGUCCACAGGUUCAUGGGUGGAAAAGGUAACGCGCGAAACACAACAGCAGGUGAGAUGCGCAGAUUUCCCCCGAUGAACAACACUUUCAUGUGUUUUGGUUCUGUGGCCUCAGUGGCGUUUGGAUCCUGGUACGACCACGUGAACGGCUGGUGGAAGAAGAAACAGACUCACUCCAAACUCCAUUACAUGUUCUACGAAGAUCUGGUCGAGGAUACCGGACGGGAAAUAGACAAACUCUGCUGCUUUCUUGGAUUGUCUCGUUCGGACGAGGAGAAGAAAAGAGUGACGGACGGAGUGCAUUUCGAUAACAUGAAAAAGGACAACAUGGCCAAUUACUCGACCAACUCGAUUAUGGAUUUCAAAAUUUCCCCUUUCAUGAGAAAAGGGAAAGUUGGCGACUGGAAGAACCAUUUCUCUGAGGCCCAGAGCGAACAGUUUGAUGAAGACUACGAGAAGAAGAUGACGGACGUCACUCUUCAGUUCCGUUCUGAAAUCUGAUCCAGAAGGGUUGUUUGUGUAUAUUGUGGAGAUGGGUCCAGGUGUUCAUGAAAAUGUGGCAUUCCCCGUGGGGAAAAAUCCUGUUGCCUAUAAUUCAAUUAAUUUUGUAUAGCCCCAAAAUCACUAAUCAGAGGGCUCUACAAUCUGUACACUAUACGACAUCCCUGACCUUUGACCUCACAUCGGAUCAGGAAAAACGCCCCCCAAAAAACAAGGACAAAAAUAACUUUCACAGGGGAAAAAAGGAAAGAAACCUUCAGGAGACGUGUCUCUGUCACUUCACACUCCAAACAUGGUCACUCUUGUUCACCGGAUGCAAAAAAAAAAACAGAUGGCGGCCGACUAAAUCCAAGAUAGCGACGGCCAAAAUGACAAACUCAAGGCUUCAAAAGCAAUAACGACUUACCCACUUCUGAUAUCCAGUCUGUAGUCUUGAUGUGAGUCAAGUUAACAUAAGCUGCGCUUUUUUCCUGUGAAGAAGGAAGUUUACUUUAACCCUUGUAUGGCUUACAUUUUUUAUCAACAACAUAAUUAUAUGAUGUAUUUCUUUUUAUAGCUCAGGCUCAUUGGCCUUGGUUCAUUUUCUGUGAAGAACAUACAUCAGGACACAUUUUCAAUGACCACACACACUGUACACCCCCCCUACACAUUUAUAUUACGUACAGGAUGUUUGGGUCCACUGGAUAAAAAUGUGGAAAUUGUAGGUCCUGUGAAUUGUAGGUUCACUCUUGCCUGGGCCUGAUAGUGUGUGUGUGUGUGUGUGUGUGUGUGUGUGUGAUAUUAACCAUAUAUGCUGUUUAUAUUGCUUGUUAUUGUAAUAAAGUAAACAUCUGUUGAGUAUUUUAACAUAAAAUUGUUUGAUUGUGUUAAAUAAAAAAAAACACUGGCUGAAUAACAAAAAUAUGAACACCACACACACAAGUUAAUAACUAGUGCUACUGCACGUUAUAAUUGUUGUUGCAGGUUUGAAUAUCAUGUAUAUGCUAAUCUGCAGACUUGCACCUUCUUGCAAGAAUAAAUACUCAGAAGCUUAAA